Molecule: messenger RNA, 3741 nt
Organism: Pectinophora gossypiella (pink bollworm)
Lineage: Eukaryota; Metazoa; Arthropoda; Insecta; Lepidoptera; Gelechiidae
Exons: 7
Coding region: 355-1779 (474 amino acids)
Source: RefSeq, a predicted model, not a curated record
AAGAAGAUCGUCGCGAGUAAACGUUGCUCGUACGCCGUCGAAUUCGAUUUUCAAACGUUAUUUAUUUUAAAAAAUAAAAUGUAUUUAUAAUUUUAAAUCCGGCCGGUGUUAUUACAUUUUUAUUGCUUGAGUAUAUUUUUUUUGUGAUAGCAACACUGAAAUUCAAAUGAGGCUGAGUGGUUACGUGGUUGUUUAAAUUUUAUCGUAAAUUGUGUGAUAAAUAUUCUUUAAGAUAACAGUAAUUAAUUAUCGGCUUAGCUUACCGUACGUGUGUUCCUAAUUAUUAUUGUGAUUAAUAAAAAGGACUUGGAAGGAGAAAACUUAAAAUAAUUACGACAUUUUGAGGAUACAAAAAUGGCCAAGUUAACGAUACUCCUAGCAUUAUGCCAAAUUAUAACCCUGCCGAUUUUAGGAGGUAACACCCAGAGUAGUCCUCUUGAAGACAUGGUAUCCUCCUUCAUGCAGCAAGUCGGUGACUCUUCCCAGGGUAAUAAUAUGCCCGGGUUGAUAGGCCAGUUGGUGGGUACGUUCAUGCAAGGAGACAACAUGAAGAAUUUGGGCUCUCUACUUGCCCAGGCAAGUGGUGGAAGGGAUAAUAACGCGGGGGAUAUUUUAUCGGGACUCGGCAGUCUCCUUGGAGGGCAAAACGGCCAAAUUGAUCCCUCUCUUGUGGGCAAUGUGGUUUCCAUGUUCGCCCAACAGAUGGCCCAACAACAGCCAACACAGAGGCAGAAACGACAAUCAGACAACGACAUAAACCUUGAAGGUCUAUUAAGCUUGGCUUCAGGGUUCAUGGGAGGUCAGAACCAGAACGGUGCGUCAGUUCUGCCAAUGAUUAUGAACGCUCUCGGGUCCUUGUCAAACCCUGAGGCUAACAAGCGCGCAGAAGACCACAAAGACCACGCAGACUUCCUGCCCCCAUUCUUAGAAAAGGCCCACCUGUAUUGGGACCUGUUCAUCAAUUCGGAGCUAGGGAAAGCUGUGUGGGAAAAAUCUGGUAUGAAACGGGUUCUGAAGGCCUUUACUGGACCUGACGGGAAGAUCAGCUUCGACCUUAUGUUCAAGAACUUUGAGAACCAGUCCUUCAGAAGGCACUGGAUCAAGGCAGCAGCAGCAUAUUUGACUGAUAUGGUGGUGCAUAUCGCCAAGCCUGAAGUUUAUCAAAGAUACCUAACAUCAAGCCAGUACAUCAUCAACAGUUUCCUAGACGCCCAGGGCCUCCCGAAGACCACCCACUUCAACGCCAAGAAGCCUGAGAAGUCCAUCUCGGCGCUCAUCAACCAUGCCCUCAAGAAAUACCUGGAUAUGGACACCGAUGUCACAGGUUAUGUCAAGCCCGCUGUUGAGUAUGUGAAGCAAACAUUCAAAAUGGCCGAAGCUGCGUCACAGAAGCUGGCCAGCAGAAGCGACUACAACGCGAUAGCGGACCGAGUGACAGACACCCUCAACCUGGAGGUCAUUGAACCCGUGCUGAGGGUCUACCGUGCGUACCAGCACUCGCUGCGCGCGCCGCACUGCCAGGAACAUCUCAUGUGUCUUGUUAAUAAGCAUCAUGAUCAGGAUAAGCAAGGUCUUCCGGGCUUCAAGGCAGGCUUGACCAAGUUCAGCAGUAUGAUCGCAUCUGCGGCUCUCAGCUUCCAAAACGGGAAGGGAUUCUGGGACCUGUACAACGCCAUACAGAGCGAUGUUAAUUGUGAGGCUGCAUACCCGGCAGACUGCGCCGCGUUCCACGAACAUGAAUUGAAAGUGACGACUGAAGUGUACCACAGCGAGUUAUAGACAUAAAUAGUAUAUUAGUAGGUACGUAACACUUCUAGAAAGUACAUAAGAAUAUCGUGGAAUAUAUCUACGUAUUUGGGUAGAUCUUCGAACACCGCUGCUCAUGCUAAUUACCGUUGACGCACAAUUAAUAUCCUAUUGUCUUUUUGCAAAUAUUCAAUUAGAACUUACUAUAAAUUGGUGACACAUAAGAUCCAACUGGAUAUUUGCAAAAAUAGAAAAGAUUCUUGGAUAUUUCAUUUAGGAUAUUUAGGAUAGUAACGGUUUUGAUUUGUGACGUUCGAAGAACUACCCAUUUAGAAGACAUUUUAAGAAGUUACGACUAGUGGUCGAAUCAUUUUGAAAAAAAAAUCUAGGUUUCCCGCUAAAAUAUAAUUGUUUCAAUUAUUAUAAUCGAGUUUAUUGUAGUUUUAAUAAUAAAUAAUAUAUUUUCUAUUUAUUUAUUUUUAAUAUUGAAAAAUAUUAUAGACCCCGAAAGAAACUGAGUUACACUUACUUAACUAAAUAAAUACAAUAUCGUCCCUUAGCUUACAACACCGCUUAAGUCAUUUUUACCAACUUUACAGGAGACGAAAAAAAAUGUCUUAUUUAAAAUAUCAAAUAAUAAAAUAAAUAAUAAAUAUUUCUGUAAUAAUAAUAUUUAGGUCUGUGUAAAUAAAUAAAUAAAUAAAUAAAUAAAUAAAUAAAUAAAUAAAUAAAUAAAUAAAUAAUCUGUAGAUUUUUUUAUUGCUACUUAAUACAUACUCUAGUUAGCGGUUAAUAAAUAAUUAUUUAUAAGUACUUAUUUUGACGAUUUACUUUAUUUUAACCUUUAUUUUCUUCUUCAUCCAAUGAAAUGUAAAAACCGCCAAUUUUCGACUUGAGCGGUGUUGUAAGCUAAGGGACGAUAUUUAAUUUUAUUAGUUAGUAUUAAAAUAUCGUGAUGUUUCGAUUUUAACUUUUGUAUUUUUAAGUAGAUGAAAAGUAUUUUAUUUUUUAUCUAGAACUAUAAGCUUAGUAAAAUAAUCAUUUUUAAUUUUAUUUAGACCCAUCGCAUUUCACAUAAUCUUUUAGGGAUUUAUUUUAAAAAUAGAAUUUUGUCAUAUUAUAAAUUACAUUUUUGAUAAAAAACUUAUAGUUUUUCAAAUUAAUGUAGACCGUACCAAGAAUGUAAUUUUCAUAAUCAUUUUUAAAAUGUAACUUAUUCAUAAUAAUGAAUAACGCAUUGUAUAGAAAAUAAUAUUAGUUUAAUUAUUUAAGUAUUGCUGGACAUUUUGGUGCUAAGGAUUAUUCAUUUUGCAUUUUAUUGUGCAUAAUAAUUUUCGAUUUUGGAAUCUCUAUACCUACUUACAUUGUCUUCUUUCAAAAUAUCCUCCCUUUAACAUAUUUGAUAAAUAUUGUAUAUACUUUUAAAUUUGUUUUUUUUUUUCACUUACAUACGGAUUCUGAGAUGUUCACUCGACUCUGCCUCAGCUUACCAUUCUGGUACUUGAAGUUGUCAUUUAAAUACGUCCUCGACUUGAGGACUUUACUGACUGGAGUCGAGAAUAUUAUACUGCCAACAUAAUAAUACGAAAAUAAUGACGUCAUGCCUUACUGGAUUACACUUGAGGUAAGGUUGAGGAGUCAUCUAAGAAUACCGAUUUUGAGGCGAGGAAGACCUUGGGUCGCCUCAACUGAGGACUUAGUCGAAGAAGGUUGGUGUUAACAUCUUAGAAUACGGAUAUUGGUUUUAAUCUGGUUGUGAAUGUGAAAGACAUUGUGUAAAUAUUUGAAAAAUGAACUCAACAGACCUUGCUGUGCUUUCUUUGGCUUCGGUCUGUGAAUCUUUCGGUCUGUGAAACUUUCGGUCUGUGAAACUUUCGGUCUGUGAAACUUUCGGUCUGUGAAUCUUUCGGUCUGUGAAACUUUCGGUCUGUGAAUCUUUCGGUCUGUGAAUUAAUCAAUGAUAUUACAUUUGAAAAUAAAAGACUCCUUUGCAAA